UACGAGUGGAUUUAACACGAGCAGAGGGUUAUUUGCUCACGCGUCACCAGCUCCCCCCCAGACAGAACCUCACGUCCACAACUUUUUUAUUUAAUGUCCAUACUUCCCGCAUGUUUCUGACACCUUGCCGUUGUUUAUAAAGUACAGUUCGCACGUGCGUGUUUUUAAUUAGCGCGCGCGUGUGUGAGAGAGCGCGCGCGCCCGUCCGCGAUGCUCUGAACGGCUCCCCGGCAGUGCGCGCCUUCUCCGCUCGCGUCCAGGUGUGACAUUUUUCGGAUGCUUCUAGACAUUUGAACCCGGGCCCCAAUCAUCAUGACGGACUCCUCCUCUGCCUCUGACCCCACGGCCGGUCCUGUAGACCCCGGUCCCGCUCCUUCUGCCCCGGAUCCAGCUCUGGAGGAUCCAGCAUCGACUCCCGCCAACGGACACCAUCCGAAUCAAGCGGACAGUUUUAACAUGGAGCAGCAGAUGAAGAUCGGGGAGCCGGAGGAUAACGCAGGGCUCCUGGAGAGCAGCAUGCGGCUCAAACCCCAUGAGGCCCAAAGCUACAGAAAAAAAGCACUAUGGGUGUCGUGGGUCUCCAUUGUGGUGACGAUGAUCUUGGCGAUCGCUGCGUUCACUGUUUCUAUAAUGCGGCAUAGUGCGUCAGCAUUUGGGUUUGCAUUUGACGCCACACUGGAUGUCCUGUCCUCCAUUAUUGUGCUUUGGCGAUACAGUAAUGCUGCAGCCGUUCAUUCAGCACACAGAGAAUACAUAGCAUGUGUUAUCCUUGGGGUCGUCUUCAUCCUGUCGGCCAUAACAAUCUUGGUGAAAGCCAUCCAUGAUCUUGCCACAAAACUGGAACCAGAAGUGGAUGAUUUCCUCUACAGCGUGUCUGUGAUCAGUGGGGUGGUCUGCACGGUUCUGUGUGUCUGCAAGUUCAUGCUGGGUAAAGUUCUGACCAGCAGAGCCCUCAUCACUGACGGGUUUAACUCCCUGGUUGGAGGAGUGAUGGGUUUCUCCAUCCUGAUCAGCGCAGAGGUGUUCAAACACGAGCCUAGCGUCUGGUUUCUGGACGGCACCAUCGGCAUCCUCAUCGGCCUCAUCAUUCUGGCCUACGGAGUCAAGUUGUUAAAGGACAUGGUUCCUCGCAUCAGGCAGACGAGACACUACGAGCGCUUCGAGUAGAGUUCAGAUUCUGGUUGAUUCAACGCAAGGAAAACACUCCUGUGGAGAGUGAAAAAUACACGCAUACACGAACACACACACUUCUCCCUGCCUCAGGGCAAAGCUCCCCCUGUAAAUAAGGAUCUGAAAGGGAAAUACUGAAUACUGCACACUGAAAUAUAGUAUUGUAUAAAGCCCAAGCCAGAAACUAGAACAUCCGAGAUCUAAAAUAUAAGCAAUUAAGUUGUGUGUUUCUAAGAGGGUGAAAAAAGGAGGCUUUAUGGAUAUUCCUCACCUCAGUGUGAUGUUUUACAUAUGAUUUGUGCGGAUGAUCACAAAACAACAAUACAUUUAAUGUUAUACAUGUUCAGGUUAUAGGGGGGAAGAGGUUUAUCAGGUAAACUUAACACACAGAUUGUCUUUUUUUGUCUAGUUUGUUUAAAUUAAACUAUUUAUUUAGUAAAAGU
This is a messenger RNA of Danio rerio (zebrafish), 1613 nucleotides long. The record is from RefSeq and is a predicted model, not a curated record. NCBI's taxonomy places the organism in Eukaryota, Metazoa, Chordata, Actinopteri, Cypriniformes, Danionidae.